AUGCUCUUCCCCACCCUGCUCGCCCUCCUCGGCGCCGUCGCCGUCUCGGCCGCCCCCAUCGGUGAGACCGCCGUCGAGGUAGAACAGGUCGAAGCUAGGGCCUGCGCCUACACCUGCGGCAGCGUGUGCUACACGACCACCCACAUCCAGUCCGCCCUCAACAAGGGUUACUCGCUGGAGGAAAGCGGGAACGACAUCAACAACUAUCCACACCGGUACAACAACUACGAGGGCUUCGACUUCCCGACCUCGGGCCCGUGGUACGAGUUCCCCAUCAUGUCGAGCCACAGCGUCUACAGCGGGGGGUCGCCGGGACCGGACCGUGUCAUCUUCGACUCGGACGGCAACUUUGACAUGCUCAUCACACACACGGGGGCGAGCGGGAACAACUUUGUUGCCUGCAGGUCGGGCUAG
Chaetomium strumarium is the source of this 414-nucleotide messenger RNA. Its product is annotated as Ribonuclease/ribotoxin. Bases 1 to 414 code for a protein of 137 amino acids. Gene Ontology annotation, molecular function: RNA nuclease activity; RNA binding. The transcript has 3 exons. The record is from RefSeq and is a predicted model, not a curated record. Lineage: Eukaryota; Fungi; Ascomycota; Sordariomycetes; Sordariales; Chaetomiaceae.